AUGAAGUUAAGAGGAUCGAGAGUAAAGCAGGCCGACUCUGGUUCACCAGGGACCUUCAGUGCGCCUGUUAGGAAGAAAAGAGGGACAAGAGCACCUCCAUCUUCUAGAUGUUUACGUGGUAAAAAGGAUGAUAAUGUCAUGAGCAGUGACGACGCUAUUACAGAAGAAGGCCAUGCUGCCUCUCCUUCAAGCAGGAAGGCAAAAGAACAAGAUCACGGAGAGAUAGCUGUUGGAAGCUCAGCUGAUCCCACAGGCCAGAGUAUCUCUGUAAACGAAGCACGUGAAAACUCGAGGGCAUUGAAAAAUACUUCUAAUGUGCAAACAACUGCUGUUAAGAAGACUACUGCUGAGGAUAAAACUUCUCGAGCAAUCAUGGAUGAUCAGGUUUUUAAUGCAGAAACGGAUUCCACGUCUUCAGAUGAUGAGAGUACCGAAGAAGUUGAGGAUGUGAAAGUUUGUGACAUAUGUGGAGAUGUUGGUGAUGAGGUGAAGCUUGCUGUUUGCAAUAGAUGCAACGAUGGUGCUGAGCAUACUUAUUGUAUGCGGGUAAUGAUGGAAAAGGUUCCGGAUGGUGAUUGGUUUUGUGAAGAGUGCCAAACUGAAGUAGAAUUUGAAAAGGAGAAGUUAGAAAAACCUCAGGUGAAGCUUGUCACUUCAAAGGAAGAAUCUGUUCAAGGGAAAAUUAGUAAACCUUUCAAUGAUGCAAACAGCAGAAGUCCUUGUGAGAAUGAAGUGGAGGAUGAAACUGUUGGCAGAAAAGAACGGAAUGAAGCAAAUCAAGGCAUUGAUAUGGUUGAAGAUGCAAAGAUUCCGCCUGUGGCUAAACAAAAUAUUCCUGAACCUGGUGGUUUAUCAAUGGAGUCUUACUCCAGAAAAGGAAUACCUCUGCUAUGCGAGAGCUCAUUCAGGUUGGAUAUGGAGAAAGGAAAGCAACCUACUCCCCAAGUGCCAACCUUACUGGGGUCUAAUGCUAGCAAGAAUCAGGCACCACCACUUACUGGUCAACUCUCCAAGUCCACUUCUUUCAACAACUCUAAGGUGCCCAAGGUGAAGCAACUAGUGAAUGAAGUUCCUCAGAAGACCAAAACUUUGAAAGAUCAGUUGUCCUGUAGUAUGAGAAAAGAGGGGCCAACGAGCUUUUCAACCAAGUCAGCAUCAUUCAAAAAGCCCAAAACUUGUGAGCCAGCAAAUAAGGCAAAGUCUUCCAUCAUACCACCUUCUGAGGAGCUAAGUGUGAUGAAUUUACCAGUGAGCCGAAAUGUAAGUAAUGAUAGAGGCACUUCUAUAUUAGGAUGCCCCUCAAUUACUGGACCACUGGCUUUUCCAGUUCAAUCAAAAGCCGAAUCUGCAGCUCAGCGCCUCACUACAGGAAAUAACAUGUAUGGCACUAGCAAUUCAGGCCAUUUUACCCAAUUUUGUGGUGUUGAUAAAUUAGGUUUGUCUGCAAUGAAACCUCUGAGUGAGCGAAACUUGAAGGAUGCCUCUGCCAAAAAGAAUAAAACGUCUGAAGCUACUGAGAAAGCUACUUCCAGAUCAGCAGAUCAAUCUGAUCGCAUCCUCAAAUGUGGUCCUUAUCAUGACACAGUAUACAGGCCUAAAGAUACGUCAUCUGGAAGAUCUGUUCCCAGCAGUUCUACCAUAUCAAGUGAUCUGAUGGACAAAUCGAGUCGAUGCUUUUCACCUGUUGAUAACACAAUAGUUUCAACCGUUCCAGAGUUGGAUUAUAUUUGGCAGGGUGAUUUUGAGCUGUGGAGGACUGGACGAUCACCUGAGCUAUGUGAUGGUUUUCAAGCUCACUUAUCAUGUUCUGCUUCACCAAAAGUGCUGGAAGUAGCAAAGAAAUUCCCUUCCAGAGUCCAGCUUGAAGAACUACCCCGUCGAAACUCAUGGCCCACGCAGUUUCAACAAAAUGGGCCCACAUAUGAGAAUAUUGGUGUUUUCUUCUUUGCUAGAGAUGCUCAGAGCUAUGAACAUCAUUACAGUAAAUUGGUUCAGAAUAUGCUAAUCAAUGAUUUGGCACUCAGAGGAAAUAUCGAAACAGCCGAAUUAAUUAUAUUCCCUUCUAACAUCCUAUCAAAGAACUCUCAAAGGUGGAACAUGUUUUAUUUUCUAUGGGGUGUAUUUAAAGUGAAAAGAGGAGAUCACUGGAACCUUCCACUUGAUGUACCAAUAAGUAAAUGUGAACCUAAUUUGAACGAGGAUCCCAUGACCGUGGAUCCGCAUACCUCUGUUUUGUCAUCAAGCCGUUCAUCGUCUGAAGACCAAAAUAAUGGCACUGAUCCAGCCUGCUAUUUGGUUAAGCCAGCUACUUCUGCAGACCAUCAAUGUCUGCAAACUUCGGAAGCUAAUCGUCAGGGAUGUUCAAAUGGAGAUAACUCCACUGCUCCGAUCGCACUGUAUCGCCGCUUAGAGAGGCACACCACGAUAGGAAACCUAAUAUCCUUGAGGAUGGAUGCUAUUAUGAUAACCAAGGCUACACCAGCGAAGUCCUCUAGUGACAUAAUUGCAUAUCCAGACUCUCAAAAGAAAAUGUGCGAUGGUGGCAAUGUUGUCGAACCCAUUUUUGAUGUAAAUACGAUGCCAGUUACUUGCUCUAUCUCAUCAAUCGGCAAACAAGAUAAUCAGAACAGAGCCAUCAACCUUAACAAUGCAGAGAGCCUGAUGGAUGUAGAUCAUGCAAAUAGUAUUGAUCUGAACUCAGGUACAGUGGAUCUUGUUUCACAUGCAUCACGUAGUGCACAAAAAAGAAAUGUGGACAUGGCAGACUGGAUUGACGGAGCCAAUGGAUCAGUGGACAAGAAAAUUAAAUUGGAUAAUGUAUCGUCCACUGUGGAGUCUAGUUUAAGUGGGAAGAUCAGAGAUGGAAGGUUGUCAUCCAAGGUACACCCUCUAGCAGCUUUACCUGUUCAUGAUUGCACAGACAAUAAGACCAUGCCAGGAAUCUCGAAGAGUAAUGGAAAGUGCACAUUUCCACUAGAUCUAAAUGUGGUGGAUGAUGCAGAUAUAGACAUGGAGGAUGAUGCAGCGACUGGAAAUAGCAUAACCGUCCUGUCUGAAGAUUUACCUGAACAGAACACACAAGAUCUUAAGCCAGCACUGGGGGACAACAUAUCUUCUAGAAAGCCCAUGGUUGAAGAAAAGUUGAAUAAAGGAGAUACACCGCCUACUGAUAUGUCAGGCGCGCUCUCCCUCUCCCUUGCUUUUCCAGUAUCAAAGGAACAAUAG
Messenger RNA from Triticum turgidum subsp. durum (durum wheat), 3225 nucleotides. The record is from the annotation of a GenBank genome assembly. Lineage: Eukaryota; Viridiplantae; Streptophyta; Magnoliopsida; Poales; Poaceae.